UUGAGUGUAGUCAAACGAAAAGAGAAGAAGUUUUCAAACAGAACACAUCGUGUUUUAGGCCCCUCCACCCAAAUAUAAACACAAACACAAACACAAACACGAACACGAACGUAACAAAUUUCAAAUGGAAAAAUUGACCCCCAUUGAGAAGGAGGAGGAAGACAGUAUGCCAAAAUCAAUUUCAAGUCAAAUCAAGAGGAUGGAGAAGCACAUGAAGCGAGCCCGGAAGUACCAGCGGGAAGUGCGCCAACAAAUCGAAGAGAUGCAGCAGCUUGGCAGCGAUUUCCUCAAGAAUCAAAAGGUGCCAGAGGCCCAGCCACAAGAAGGUGGCCUAGUGCCAAGCCAUGGGCAACACCAGAACUUUGCUGGGACAAACCCCAACAAGAAUAAAGCAGCAGCUCCGAGAGUUAAUCUACGCCGUGAGCCGAAUGUCCGUCCGGCCCGUGCACCGCGUCCAGCAAGAAUGUGAAUGCGGCAACGCCCUUGGGAGUGAUGAUUUCGUAUCGGCGUUAGAGGUGGAUUAGCACCCUAAAAAGCACCUUCCAGGCGGAAGAGGACCGCUACUUAGCGAGGAAUCAGAGCUCCCCCUCGUUCUGCUCUUUAUUGUGUUAUAUAUAAGUUAAUAAUAUGGCGGAAGACUCUUUUGUCGUGGCCCCAAAACAAGGCACGGUCACCGCUUA
Messenger RNA from Drosophila subobscura, 680 nucleotides. RefSeq lists its product as uncharacterized. The transcript is spliced from 3 exons. NCBI's taxonomy places the organism in Eukaryota, Metazoa, Arthropoda, Insecta, Diptera, Drosophilidae. The coding region runs from base 125 to 469 and encodes 114 amino acids. The record is from RefSeq and is a predicted model, not a curated record.